CAAAGUAUUUGCCAAACGUAAAGGUUUUAGACCUGUCUUCUAAUCCAGCCCAACUGCUGUUGAUCCAGAAUACUGUUGGUAUACUUAAACAUAUGGUGGCGCUGCAAUAUCUUAAACUUAACGAACUUUCUGAGGUCAGCAACACUGCGCGGGAAAUUCAGAUACCUGAAUGUACCUUCGAUGGAUUGCCGAACCUUACCAACUUGGAACUCAAUGGCAAUCGUCUCAGCAAAAUUCCCUCUGCAAUCAAGUCUCUGAAAAACCUGAAGUACAUCAGUUUGCGCAUGAACUCCAUUCAGAGUGUUGGCGGUGAUGAUUUUCAUCAACCAUCUCCUCUGGAAAUUCUUCGUCUUGAUAAAAAUAAGCUGGUGGAGAUACCUGUCUCUGCAUUAGCCCAGCUCCCACAUCUGACAGAAUUGUACUUGGACUUCAACUCAAUAUCGACGAUCCCAGCCCGGGCAUUUUGGCACAACCCUCGCCUGACCAACUUGUCCCUUGCCUACACAAAUUUGACAAUCAUCCACAAGGACGCCUUUUUUGGGCUCAAUCAGCUUGGCCCUCUUAACUUACAAGGCAACAAUCUGACUACGAUAGAGGGCGGAGUCAUGACCCAUGUCAAUCCUAAGGUAAAACUACAGCUGUCUGGAAAUCCUCUUCGGUGUGACUGCAACCUGCGUGGAUUUGCGUCCUGGCUUAAGGAUAUUCAUAUCGGGUCUCUUAACAAAGGCAGAAUGUAUAUGUACAUGCAGUACUAAUAGGAGUCAUCCGGUCCCUGCACCUCGGGAUAUUUUGGGUUUGGAUUUUUCGUUGGGAUCUUUGUGAGGUUUUUCUCCUUGAAGUUACCUCAACCUACUCAUCAUAAUUCUGCUUCAUGGCUGUGGUUUCUAUCAUUCCACCUUGAUUUCGCCUUGAUUGCUGAAUAAACUUGUCUGUGAGGCAACAAAUCAA
Messenger RNA from Acanthaster planci (crown-of-thorns starfish), 948 nucleotides. RefSeq lists its product as uncharacterized. Gene Ontology annotation, cellular component: plasma membrane. Gene Ontology annotation, molecular function: protein binding. The record is from RefSeq and is a predicted model, not a curated record. Lineage: Eukaryota; Metazoa; Echinodermata; Asteroidea; Valvatida; Acanthasteridae.